AGUGAAAAGACAAGCCCCUCUAGGAGAGCAUACAGAGACUGACGGAACCAGAUAUUACAGACAGUCGUCUUAAUAAUCAGGAAAAAGAAUAUAAUAUAACGUGUGUGAUGGCGGAGGAUAAUCUGACGGCAGUGCUACACGCGGCGCAGGAUCUAAGGCUGGAGCAGAGAACUAUCCCGCAACCAGGACCAGGAGAGGUGCUGCUGCGGGUGGCAAGUGUCGGGAUUUGCGGGUCAGAUGUGCACUACUGGUGGCGCGGCCGUACUGCACGCUUCGUGGUAGAGGCGCCACUCGUCCUGGGACACGAGUCCUCCGCCACAGUGGUUGCCUGCGGCCCCUACGUUCACUCCCUCAAACCAGGAGAUCGCGUGGCCAUCGAGCCAGGAGUGCCCUGUCGGAGGUGUGAUCACUGUCGGAGCGGCCGCUACAACGUGUGUCCCCAUGUGAGGUUCUGCGCCACCCCCCCCGUAGACGGCACCCUCACCCGCUACUACGUCCACCCUGCAGACUUCUGCUUCAAGCUGCCCGAUUCUGUCAGCGACGAGGAGGGAGCUAUGUUGGAACCGCUGGCAGUGGCUGUGUAUUCCUGCAAACGUGCCGAGGUGGGGCCGGGCACGCCGGUACUGGUGCUUGGGGCAGGACCCAUCGGGCUGGUGGCUGUCCUCACGGCCAAGGCUAUGGGCGCCGGUCCUAUCUGUGUGACGGAUAUCAAUGAGAAGCGCCUGCAGUUCGCCAAGGAACUCGGAGCUCAUUACACAGUCAACGUGUCGGGACGCAGCACGAAGGAGGCGGCCGACGAGAUCCUGUCGGUGAUGCCUGACCCACCAACCGCCCUGCUGGAGUGUUCAGGGGCAGACUCAUCCUAUCAGAUCAGCAUCCUGGUGGGCGCCCCGCAGAGUAUACUGGUGACGGUGGGGCGCGGCAAGCCCGAGGUGACCCUGCCCAUGACUCUGGUCACGGUGAAAGAGAUGGACAUUCGUGGCAUAUUCAGAUAUGCUAACUGCUACCCGGUGGCGCUGUCUCUGGUGGCGUGCGGUAGGGUGGACGUGCGGCCACUCAUCACCCACCGCUUCACACUGCGCCAGGUGGAGGACGCCUUCCACGCCGCCAAGGAGGGUGUCGCUAUCAAAGUCAUGAUCCGCGUACAGCAGGAAAACUUUCCCACGGCCGUCCAGGAUCAAGCGGCGCCGGCACUUGUCUGAUGCUAUACUCGUAUUUAUUUAUUUCACUUAAUGAUUUGGUGAUUUUGUUUUUCACACUGGAGACACCACAGACAUGGCACAAGGUGUGGUGGGAGGCACCAAAUACCUGCAGGAAUAUACGUAUGUGAUAGUCAUAAGACGAACGUUGGUUGAAAUAAAAUAGCUAAUUUGAAUUUAAUGACUCCGUUUGUUGUAUCGCUGAAUUUUGUAUAAUUGUAUGAAUAAAACAUAUAGUUUGUUUACUCAAAGCGAGCCAAGUUUCUAAUACAUUUCCGAAGCUAU
Scylla paramamosain (green mud crab) is the source of this 1484-nucleotide messenger RNA. Its product is annotated as sorbitol dehydrogenase-like. Gene Ontology annotation, molecular function: L-iditol 2-dehydrogenase (NAD+) activity. Bases 108 to 1202 code for a protein of 364 amino acids. The record is from RefSeq and is a predicted model, not a curated record. The transcript is spliced from 8 exons. Gene Ontology annotation, biological process: D-sorbitol catabolic process. Lineage: Eukaryota; Metazoa; Arthropoda; Malacostraca; Decapoda; Portunidae.